AUGUCUUUUGAUGCAUUGUUGAGAAGGGGUGCGAGCCAUGCCUAUGACAUCGUCAUCGCGGUCACUUUUGAGCAAACCAGCGCCGCACGCGAGGCUUUCUUUCGUCGGACGUUCGAGGUUCCAAGUCCAUUUAGCUAUCAGAAAAAUUCCAUCACCGUCCAUCGCACCCUUCCUGGUACCCGCAACCAGCAACCGACACCGCGCCUAUCCACCUCCCAGAUAGACCUACCUCAGACCCCUCUUCCUGCUUCAAUUACCCCCUCCCAUCCCUCUUCUCCAGCGGAUAAUCCGACCUCCCGGUCGCUUACUCCUGCUCAAGAUAAACCGCUGACCACUGAAGAUUCCGGACCGGAGGAAUUGGCAAUGGUCAUUGACACAAACGAACCUUGCAUUAGCACUAGUCCGUCUUCGUCAAGCAGGUCGGUUGAGGCUUCCGUCGAUCAGCUCCCCUGUGGCUCGAGGAGUGAAUCAGCUCAAGCGGUUGACCAAUCGGCUCAGAUGGAUGAUUCGGCUCCAGAAGAUCAACCUCUCUGGGAACGUGUUGAUAAGAUCAAGCCCUCUGUCGAUGAUAAUGUUACCUCUCGACCGUGGUCGCCAAGCUCUUUGGUGGUCUACGAGCGUCUAACGCCAGUCGCUCCGAUUAAACCCCCACCUACUCGGCAAAAAGUACGAUCGAAGACUGUUUGGAUUAAAGGAACGUUCCAUGUUAGUCUUUCUCUGGGGACGGAGGAGAUCGACAAAGCCUCGGAGCUGAUCGAGAAGAACCUAUUCCUGCUGGGCGCGACAGCGAUCGAGGAUAAGCUACAAGUGGGCGCGCCCGAUAUGUUCUAUACCCUCCAACUGGCCGGCAUCAAGGUCUGGGUCCUCACCAGCGACCGUCAGGAAACCGAAAUCAAUAUCGGCCUCAGUUGUUGUCUUAUCUCCGAAUCUAUGAACCUCGUCAUCGUCAAUGAAGAGUCCGCUGACUUCAUCCAGAAACAUGGGAAACGUUUGGGGUUUGCUUUGGACAAGUCAACUUCCAAUAUCAAAGGAUCGAUUACGCUAGCGAUCGGUGACGGCGCAAACAAUACUAACCCACCUCCUGACGCAAUCUCAGCAGCCCGCAUUCACUCCCCGAUCAAAAAAAAAAAGAACAUCAUCCAUCGAUCCAUCUGGACUUGUGAUGGCACCCACGGUGCCUUGCCCGCCCCUCAAGGACUCUACGACCCCGACCAAGAGAAGGACUCAUGCGGUGUCGGACUUGUCUGCCACAUCAAGGGCCAACCCAACCAUAAGAUCGUCUCCGAUGCUCGCUCCCUACUAUGCAACAUGUCCCAUCGUGGUGCCACUGGCGCGGAUGCUCGCAAUGGUGACGGCGCUGGGGUGUUGACCGGAAUCCCCCAUGCGUUCUUCCUAAGAGAGGCCUCACUCCUCUCGAUCGAUCUCCCCGCCCAGGGUCGCUAUGCGGUCGGAAACGUCUUCUUCAGACCGAACCCGCCCGAAGCGCUGAUCGAGCACAAGGCCACCUUCGAAAGGAUUGCGCUUACCCACAAGCUCAAGGUCUUAGGCUGGCGUGAAUUACCCGGGAACAACUCUAUCCUCGGCCCAGCUGCCCUCAGCCGUGAACCAAUCAUCCUUCAACCUAUCGUGGUUCCAGACUCUAACGAACCGGACGCCUACUUUGAUGAAAAGGAGUUUGAACGCCAGCUCUACGUCUUACGAAAACAUGCCAGUCAUGCCAUCUCCCUCGCCGAUUGGUUUUACAUCUGCUCAUUAUCCAACAAGGUUAUCAUCUACAAGGGCCAACUCAGCCCUAGUCAAGUUUACGAAUACUACUACGAUCUCAACCAUGUCCUCUUCAAAUCUCAUUUCUGCUUGGUCCACUCUCGAUUCUCUACCAACACUUUCCCCUCCUGGGACAGGGCUCAGCCGUUGAGAUGGGCCGCCCACAAUGGCGAAAUCAACACAGUCCGUGGCAACAAGAAUUGGAUGAGGGCACGAGAGGGCAACUUGUCUUCUGAUAAAUUUGGUGAUCAAUUGGAAUCCCUCUACCCCAUCAUUGAAGAAGGCGGGUCAGAUUCCGCUGCUUUUGACAACGUCCUCAGUCGUCAAUGGCGUCAUGAAGAAGCCAUCAUGAUGCUUGUCCCCGAGGCCUGGCAAAACAACCCCAACAUGGACCCCGCCAAAACCCUUUUCACCUUCUCGGAUGGUCGCUACUGUGGAGCCAAUCUUGACCGUAACGGUUUACGUCCAUGUCGCUGGGUGACCACAGACGAAGAUCUGAUCAUCUGUGCAUCUGAAGUUGGAGCGAUCACCAUUGCACCCGAAACGAUCACCCGUAAAGGCCGUCUUCAACCCGGCAGAAUGCUCCUGGUCGAUACCCAAGAAGGUCAAAUCGUCGACGACAAAGAGUUGAAGAUGGCCACCGCUCAGAAAAAACCCUUCCGAGAGUGGAUCAACAACCAAAUGCUUCCUCGACUCUACUUUCUGAUACUCUCGAUGAAACCCGAAUCUCGGAAGAUCCUCGUCUUCUGGCCUUUGGAUAUACGCUCAAACAACUUGACUUACAAGGGUGCCCAAAUCUCUGAGGCCCGCGGUCUACACCAGACGGUAAUCGAACAAUGCUUUGUUGGGACAGCCAGUCGAAUCCAAGGCACCACUUUUGAACUCCUCGCGUUAGACACGUUUGAGUUCCACGAACGCGGUUUCCCCUCUCGUCAAGUCGUCCAGCCGCCCGGCCUACCUGAAUCCGGUGAAUACCACUGGCGUGAUGGAGGAGAAGCCCACAUCAAUGACCUGGUUUCGAUUGCCAACCUGCAAGAUGCCGUCCGGUCGAAGAACCAGUCAGCCUAUGAUGUUUAUAGCCAGAACGCCCAGAAACAAAGUGCCCAAUCAAUCCCGUUGGAGCAAGUCGAGCCUUGGCAUGAACUCGUCAAGCGUUUCUGCACCGGCGCCAUGUCCUACGGUUCCAUCUCCCAGGAAGCUCAUAGUGCUCUUGCAAUUGCCAUGAAUCGACUCGGCGGGAAAUCUAACACCGGCGAGGGCGGAGAAGAUGCUUCUCGUUCUCUCAUCAUGCCCAACGGGGAUACCAUGAGGUCGGCUAUCAAGCAGGUUGCUUCCGGCCGGUUCGGUGUUACUUCAAACUAUUUGGCCGGCACUGACGAGCUGCAAAUCAAAAUGGCCCAAGGUGCGAAACCUGGCGAAGGAGGAGAAUUACCUGGACACAAGGUAUCCGAAUCGAUCGCCAAGACCCGUCACUCGACUGCCGGGGUUGGCUUAAUUUCCCCACCACCGCAUCACGACAUCUAUUCGAUCAAAGAUUUGAAACAAUUGAUUUACGAUCUCAAGUGUGCCAAUCCGCGGGUGCAGGUUUCGGUGAAGCUAGUGUCGGAAGUCGGAGUUGGUAUAGUUGCAUCUGGUGUCGCAAAAGCUAAAGCUGAUCAUAUUUUGAUCUCAGGUCAUGAUGGUGGUACAGGUGCAUCCAGAUGGAGCGGCAUCAAGUAUGCCGGUCUCCCCUGGGAACUCGGCCUGGCCAAGACCCACCAAACUCUGGUCUUGAACAAUCUUAGAGGCCGAGUCUGUCUCCAGACCGACGGCCAGAUCCGAACCGGUCGUGAUGUCGCCAUCGCUGCCCUCCUCGGCGCUGAAGAGUUUGGUUUUGCCACCACCCCUUUGAUCGCUAUGGGCUGUAUUAUGAUGAGACGUUGUCAUCAAAAUACUUGUCCCGUCGGAGUGGCCACCCAAGACCCAGUCUUGAGGGCUAAGUUCACUGGGCAGCCGGAACACGUGAUCAACUUUUUCUAUUACGUCGCUGAAGAACUAAGGACCCACAUGGCCAAACUCGGUUUCCGGACCUUGAAUGAAAUGGUUGGGCGGACCGAUCUCCUCAAAGUGGAUGAAACCCUUCGCAACCCCAAGACAGUUAACAUUGAUCUGAGUGCGGUUCUCAAACCUGCUUGGAAGAUGCGCCCUGGAGUAGCCACAUUCAAGACCAAGCAACAGGAUCACAAGAUGUACACCCGUCUGGAUAACAAAUUCAUCGACGAAGCCGAACCGGCGCUUGCCAAAGGCCUGCCCGUUCGGAUCAAAGCCGACGUGAAAAACACAGACCGUGCCCUGGGUACUUCUUUGGCCAACCGCGUCUCAAAGGCAUACGGCGAACAGGGACUCGAACGGGACAUUAUCCAUGUCGACCUCCGAGGCUCAGCCGGUCAAUCCUUAGGAGCCUUUUUAGCCCCGGGGAUCACUCUUGAGUUGGAGGGUGACGCCAACGACUAUGUUGGCAAGGGCUUGUCGGGUGGACGUCUGAUCGUCUACCCACCCCGGUCUUCUCCCUUCAAGGCUGAAGAAAAUGUGAUCGUCGGUAACGUCUGUCUCUACGGUGCCACCUCUGGCAAGGCCUUCUUCCGAGGGAUUGCUGCCGAACGGUUUGCAGUCCGAAACUCGGGCGUGAUCGCCGUCGUCGAAGGGGUGGGUGAUCACGGUUGUGAAUACAUGACUGGUGGCCGGGUUGUCGUCCUGGGUUCGACCGGUAGGAACUUUGCAGCUGGAAUGAGUGGCGGUAUCGCGUACGUUCUAGACAUGGCGCGUGACUUCAAGAACAAGGUCAACUCGGAAAUGGUUGAACUGGGCACGGUCAAUGACCCGUCCGAAAUUGCUGAACUACGUGGGAUGAUCGAGGACCAUCGUCAUUUCACGAAAUCGGAGCAAGCUGUCCGAAUUCUCCGAAACUUCAAUGAAUUCCUGCCCCGCUUUGUCCGGGUCAUGCCCUUGGACUACAAGGCCGUCCUCGAGGCUGGUGCCAAAGCAGCCAUCCAGUCCGAUCCUCACAAAAAUAUGCCCGGUUUUGACAUCAAGGGUGAUGCAUUCAACCCGGCGGAGGACAAGGCAAAUACAAAUGUGAACGAUCAGGUUGAGAUCCCCUCGGCCACGCUCGGCCAUUCUGAACCUCCUGUGGUCGAUCUCGAGGACUCGAUGUUGGAUGCGGAGAGUGCCAAGAAGAUUGUCGAAAAGCUUGACAAGACCAAAGGGUUCAUGAAGUAUAAACGGCUCAACGAGAACUACAGGAACCCAAAGAGUCGGACGGUGGGGUUCCCUUCUGCCCAUGUCAACUUGAGAAAAAAUCAUCAUCCCAGAAGAAAAAAAAAACUGACAAGAAUAUAG
Messenger RNA from Puccinia graminis f. sp. tritici CRL 75-36-700-3, 5142 nucleotides. RefSeq names its product glutamate synthase (NADPH/NADH) small chain. The record is from RefSeq and is a predicted model, not a curated record. The transcript is spliced from 17 exons. Gene Ontology annotation, molecular function: glutamate synthase activity. NCBI's taxonomy places the organism in Eukaryota, Fungi, Basidiomycota, Pucciniomycetes, Pucciniales, Pucciniaceae. The coding region runs from base 1 to 5142 and encodes 1713 amino acids.